AUGCAAGAGAUGGAGGAGGGCGAGAUGAACCCCGACCAGAUGGUGCAAGGGAUGCAGGGGCAUAUGCCCUCGGCUGUAAUGCAGUCCCAGAUGCAGCAACAGCACGUCCAGCAGCUGCAUCGAUUCUGGAGUGAUCAAAUGCAAGAGAUUGAGGAUAUGACACAGUUCAAACAGAGCAAGAUGACCCUGCCGCUUGCGCGCAUCAAAAAGAUCAUGAAGUUUGAUGAAGAUGUCAAGAUGAUCAGUGCCGAGGCCCCUGUGCUGUUUGCUAAGGCGUGCGAGAUGUUCAUCCACGAGCUCACGCUGCGGGCCUGGAUUCACACCGACGAGAACAAGCGCCGAACGCUCCAGCGUAACGACAUUGCCACGGCCAUCGCCAGGAAUGACACGUUCGACUUCCUCAUCGACAUUGUGCCCAGGGAUGACAUCAAGGGCAAGAGGCCGGCGGAAGAGUCUGAAGAGGCCGGCCGCCCGGUAGUGACGCCAGAGCUGCAGCAGUACUACCUGCAGAUGCAGCAGCACGCGGCACUUCAGCAGCAGGCUGCCGCCGCCGACCCCGCGCAGGCGCAGCGCCUGGCCCUUGACCCGACGCAGAUGUACAUCUACCAACAGCAGCAGCUGAGGUACAUCCAGCAGGCCCAGAUGCUUCAGCACAUGCAAAUGCAGCAGCAAGGCCAGAUGGGCGACCAGAUCGAUCACGACCAGAUGAACGAAAUGUUGGAAGUGGAGGGAGUGGAGGGCCAGGGCUUGGGCGAGGGACACAUCGGGCACGGUGAAGCCGAGCACGGCCACCACGGCCAGGGCGGCCACGAGGGAUACAGCAACGGUCACCACGGCCACCCGCACGAACACGACCGCUACCACGAGCACGUCUCCCUGCCUCCUCUCAACCUGCAGCAACACCACCACGCCGUAUAA
Molecule: messenger RNA, 918 nt
Organism: Acanthamoeba castellanii str. Neff
Lineage: Eukaryota; Discosea; Longamoebia; Acanthamoebidae
Product: core histone h2a/h2b/h3/h4 superfamily protein
Exons: 7
Coding region: 1-918 (305 amino acids)
Biological process (GO): regulation of DNA-templated transcription
Cellular component (GO): nucleus
Molecular function (GO): DNA-binding transcription activator activity, RNA polymerase II-specific; protein heterodimerization activity
Source: RefSeq, a predicted model, not a curated record